Messenger RNA from Verruconis gallopava, 1830 nucleotides. RefSeq lists its product as uncharacterized. NCBI's taxonomy places the organism in Eukaryota, Fungi, Ascomycota, Dothideomycetes, Venturiales, Sympoventuriaceae. The transcript is spliced from 2 exons. The record is from RefSeq and is a predicted model, not a curated record. Bases 831 to 1631 code for a protein of 266 amino acids.
GUUGGCCAUGGGACACGUCGUGGCUGGUAGAGAACUUAUGGACCGGGUUCACUAACGAGAUCUUGCACGCAUUUACAGAGCAUACGUCGAGCAUUGAUAAGGGCGGCUUUGCCAUUUCAAGAUUCUCUCGUUGCCCCCAGGAGAGGCCAGGCCCAGUCGAACUGUAGCUGUUUUGAUACACCUAAGUUGGGGGGCCCUUGUCCCCGCCAGCGAGCGAACAAUGUUCGGGCAUGAAGCAAGGCGAGAUACAGUUAGAGCUCAAGAUCGUUUCGAGACUGAAGUUGACAAGUCGACAGGGAACGCCAAGCGAUGAAUCACCAUCCCCUUCUUGUCCGCUUCUUGCUUCUGCUGGUACUCCCAGCGCAAACCAUCGCCCUUGACGGCAGUCUGGGAAAGACAGACCCUCUGCCUUCUACGUUAACAACAUGUGCUUAUCUCCCGCAUGGGUGCAGCAUGCGCGCCGUUCGAUAUUUACGUCAUCUUCAGCACGGCGUUGGGGGCUUCGACGAGGGCAGACGACCGUGUCGGCGACCACUCGCGGGCUCUCAAGCUCUCCUCUGAUUGGCCCGUCACAUGUCCAUUAGUGGCCAUCUCACAGCCUUCCUCCUCUCCGGCCCAGCACAAAGCAGGGUUAAAAGUCGGACGGCGACAAAUAUGCUGCCCAGCGUCGCGGCUCGGCAUUGGUGCGUUGGCUUUGGGAAGAUGGCUCAUGCCGAGCAGUCCGGCGCUACCUCACACGUCGCCGGCAUACAAAAAUCAAUGAUGGGGCCCAUAACCUUCUCUGCCUGUCGUUAUAGCUGUCGUGCCGCCCUUGGACGCAGACGUCGAAUAUGUCGAGGCUGAAAUCAGACCUGGGAUGGCUCGAACCUGCAAUUGACUUACCCGCCGCGGAGCACUCUUCCGCGAUCAGAAAGUAUCUUUUCUCCCCCUUGCGGGUCGACUUUCUCAUAGAGUGCGAGCUGCUGCUGCAGACGUUCAGUAUCGGCAUCCAGGACGCAAUCUGCUACCCGGACUUCCGCUGCUUUGCCUCGAACCAGACCGGGAAUUCGGUCAUGUUCGCCGUUGCUGUGUCGGGCGUCGGAGGCGAUCUGUUCGACAUACACAACGUCAGCAUGAGCCUGGGCAUGUUCGUGGCCGGCGCUCUGAUCACGGGCCAGAUCGCCCACGUGUUCGGCACGCGACAGCGGCUCUGGCUCAUCGUCGCGCAUCUGCUGCAGACAAUCAUGGUGUUCGGCGCCGCUGCCAUCCAGUACGCGCACGGCGUGCAGCUGAACAGCCCCCGGACACUGGGUGCGAUUGCUCUCCUCGCCUUCUCCUCCGGCGCCCAAGUCGCGUCGAUGCGCCCGUUUCGCAUCCAAGAGAUUACGACGGCGAUGGCAACGGCGGCUUGGGUCGACCUGGUGAUCGACAAGGAUCUGGUCGCGCUGCGGAAUCGCAGUCGAAACCGGCGUGCGGCAUUUCUCGUCGUGCUCGUGGCUGGUUCCUUUGCUGGUGCGUUCAUGCGCGAGCGGAUCGGGUCACCAAGCGCGCUUGUCAUCGCCGCACUAUGCAAGACCGUUGUCCUGCUAGCAUUCUUCUUGAAUAGAGCACAAUCUGCACAUGAGGGGGAUGUGGGCGCUGGAAAUUCAUGACAAUCUUAAAAGUUUUUGGUGAUUUUUAUUAUUUUUUUUUUUGGCAAAGUGGGCGCAGGAUGGACUGUGUCGGGUGUACAGAAAAGCUUACUAAAUGGCUUGACUUAGAUAACUGGCAACAUUGCUGCUCGUGCGAGCAAUCUUGGAAAUUGUUAUUUAUCUAAACAACAUUCCAAGAAUAUACUAAUACAUGCAAAAA